GUGGGGAUCCAGCGCACGGUGGUUUGUGCUCGCCCAAUGAGCGACAACUCGUGUUUGUAAAAGAUUUAAUAGUCAGGCCGCGAUCAAAUCUCUAGGCUAACAUUAGCUGUGGCCAGACCAAGGUGGAUUUUUGCUGAGCUGGUUCAUUGAAAGAUGAGUUGCACUUCAUAUCGAGACACGUGAGGUACUACGACAAGGGCCUUAACUCAGAGGGUUUCUUUCAUCUUCACUCAAGGGACGCUAUCGUGGAUUAUUCAACAACUCCAACAAGCGCCACAGACACCAUCAGUUUCACACAAACAGCCGUCAAGGGCCACAACUGAUUGUCGUCGAGUGAUUUCCCCUUUGAGCCAGAGUUAUGCCGCUUACAUACGUCACCAGCUGUUUGUUGAUGCUAGUCGCCGUGCUGGGUGCUGAGGCGAAGGGGCGGACUCGGCGGUCUACACACAACACACCACCUGGCCCCAACAUGUGCAAGGUACAGCACGUGCUAGGUUCUACAGAUAAAUAUUUUACUCACUGCGUGGCCAAACACCUCAAGGUCAUCUGUGAGCGACCAACGUACGAGAGAUGGGAGUGUUGUCCUGGCUUCAAGAGGAAAUCUUAUGAGGAGGGUUGUCCUGUUGAGAAGCCGCUGGACAACAUGUUGGAGACAUCACGUGACCUGAAACUGACGUCAUUCCUCCAUCACAUCAACAAGACACAGCUCCAACACGACCUGGCCAAAUUUGGGCCAUACACGGCCUUCAUACCGACAGACGAGGCCAUCCAGGCCGCCUCACCGGCCACAGUACGCCAGCUGACGCCGAAGUCGCACGACGCCGCGUCACUCCUGCACUACCACGUGUCACCAGGUCGACUCAACAUCUCGACGUUCAGGGACCGUGACCGCGAGCUGGUGACCUUGUACGAGGGGAAAAAGAUCAGGGUCAACAAGUACGCUUAUGGGGUUGCCACCGUGAACUGUGCCAGGAUUAUCCGGCCAGACGAGUUGGCCACCAACGGUAUCAUUCACGUCAUCGACAAGGUCAUCUCACCCCUAGACACCCAGCAGAACAUUCUAGAACGGAUCCAGGCCGACCCCCGCUUCUCCCAGCUCAACCUGGCCCUGCUGGUGUCGGACAUGGCCCGACGUCUGAGGGGGGACACCCGGACCUUCACCCUCCUCGCCCCCACAGACCAGGCCUUCGCCCGCCUCCCCACGGACCUGAUGGAGCGGAUUCUGUCGGACGCCGACACGGCAGAGAAAGUCCUACAGCGUCACAUAGUGCGGGGAGUCUACUGCGCUGACGCCAUCGUCGUGUCCGUAGGUCUGAAGACGCUGGAUGACUCUCGUCUGCUGUUUCGCUGCAAGAGGGAGGGCGUCUUCGUCAAUGACGCCAAGGUCGUUGACCCCGACAUCGUGGCCUCCAACGGCGUCAUUCACGGCAUCGAUCAAGUUUUUAUACCUGACUCAGUCAAGAACACCAGUCAGCUGUUGAGGGAGAUGAACUUGACCGACUUCCUGGACGCGCUCGAGAAAUCUGGUCUUAACGACACGCUCAACAUGGGCAACAUCACCAUCUUCACACCCACCAACAAGGCUUUCAAGUCUCUGGGUAACGGCUACAUGGCAGCCCUCCAACCUGGCAAACUGUACGAGGUUGUCGGCACGCACAUCGUCCCUGGCCAUGUGACACGUGACCAGCUGGUUGGCGACACUUCCCUCAACACGAUGGCCGGGGUCGCGGUCAAGCUCAAGGUCAAAAUCUCCAGGAAUGGCGUGACGGUGGACAGGGCGACCGUGGAGGCAGAUGGUCGAGAGUGUAGAGACGCCGUCAUCCACAAGGUGGACCAGGUUCUAAUCCCGGCUGUCAAGAGCAUCCAGGAGCAUCUGAGGGAGGACCGCGACACCAGCGUGUUUAACGAGAUGCUGAUCCAGUCAGGCGUGUCCGAGAUGUUGGUGCCAGACGGCAGCUACACCGUCAUGGCGCCCACCAACAGGGCGCUGGCCAACCUUGACCAGAGGCAGCUCAAGGCCAUCCAAGAAAACCAGGUCAGGCUCAAGAAGUUUGUUCAGCGUCACGUGAUCCCCCGGAUGAUCCUCAAGUGCACUAUACCCGACCCCGGGGUGUACACGGUGCGGGCCAUGCAGUACGACGAGACCGAGUUCCUACUAGAGCGGGGGCCGAGGAAGCGUCUGUUCAUCAACCGACACGCCAUGGCCCUGACAGACGACAUUCUGGCGUCAAAUGGCGUGCUCUACAAGCUCGACCACGUGCUUCCAUGCUCGUGCGAGCGCGCGCUGCUCAACGACCAGGGCAUCAACAUCUCCGACCAUCGAUACAGGCGGAGGAUUUAUUGAUUGACCAAUCGAUCACCCCAUUGACCCUCUCACAGUUCACCAAAGAUCAAUUGAAAACAUUUCCAAUGUGUUCGUCCACCGAACCCUGGCAUCAAGUCUUCAAAUCUCUCCUGGGUUUCAGGAAAAAUGGCUUUAAUUUAUUUAAUGGCUUUCUAAGACAUGCUUUAAGAUGUUUUGUCGUUUUAUUUAAAAAAAAAUAAAAUCUGGUAAACAUUCUAGAAAAAAAAAUUAUCUGGUAAACAUUCUAGAAAACAAAAAUUCUGGUAGCAGGUAAUGUGCAAGAGUUGGCGACAACAUGUUUAUACGUGUGAGUGCCUUAUCAAUGUUCUAUUUUUAGAUUCAUUUGUUGACAUAGUGUUAACAAAAUGUUAAAAACAUAUCCACGCAGACAUGCCAUGUGUACAUGUACACACUUGAUUUAAUACUCGCUUCAUCGUGUGCGUGUACACAGUAGAAAAUCUGGUCUGUAUUAUUGCGUCAUUUCAUCAUCGUUUUUUUAGUCAUCAUCUGAUUAGAUAAUAUAUUAGAUAAUGUAAAUGUAGAGCGUUGAGUUCACGUCACUUUGUGCUCAUGCAUGUCUGUGUACUGACUAUUCGCAUCAGUAGAAAUCGUAAUCCAGGGGAAGUAAUGCAGUAAAUUUUAUGCUAACACAGUAAUAUAUUGAGUUGUCUCCCUUACUACGCUGUCUACCAACUUACAAAGGUGAAAAAUAAAAAUAGAAACCAACUUUACAAUUAGAUGAAUUUAAUUAACCCCUGCGUCUAAUUAGACGCUUCUUGUUGUCAGUAAAUUAUUGCUAGAGAGUAAACGUCUACUGAGAGAAAAUGAUUGAACUUUUGGCAGAAAUGCCAUCGUAGUAAAGUUGUAACAUUGAUGUAAUGUGCAGUAAAGUUGUAACAUUGAUGUAAUGUGCAGUAAAGUUGUAACAUUGAUGUAAUGUGCAGUAAAGUUGUAACAUUUCUGGUACUUGUAAAUGAACGAUACAUAAUAGAUAUAGUUCUUUUGUCUGUAAAUUUUAUUUAUAUUUAUCAGUCAUUUUUAAUAGACAAUAGAAUUCUGAUGUAAUUAUUACAUGAUAUGAAGCAAUAGAAUUCUGAUGUAAUGAUUACAUAAUAUGA
Molecule: messenger RNA, 3462 nt
Organism: Physella acuta
Lineage: Eukaryota; Metazoa; Mollusca; Gastropoda; Physidae
Product: transforming growth factor-beta-induced protein ig-h3
Source: RefSeq, a predicted model, not a curated record